Molecule: messenger RNA, 5484 nt
Organism: Necator americanus (New World hookworm)
Lineage: Eukaryota; Metazoa; Nematoda; Chromadorea; Rhabditida; Ancylostomatidae
Exons: 32
Coding region: 1-5484 (1827 amino acids)
Source: RefSeq, a predicted model, not a curated record
AUGGUGAAUGAAUUGUCGCCUGCGGAGAUCUCGACGUUAUGGCUGCUACACGAUCGCCACACCACCAGGCAUGCAGUCGAGAAAGCAAUCGAGUUAGGGUUACCUCUUUGGAGAGAGGCUGUACAUUUGGCUAGGGCCUGCCACAGAUCGAACAUGGAUUUAGCUGACGGUGCAUAUUACGUUGUUGGUUCGGAUUUUGUUGAUAAUGAUGACAGUUCGCAGUAUGCAUACCAUGAAAUCGGUCGCUAUCCCGAUGUUCGUGCAAGCAGUUCCUUUCGUAAUAUACACUGUAUACAAAAAGGGGACUUGGAUAGUGAUAUUGAUGUUACUGAGUUGUAUAACUCAGCAACCUCCGAAAUCCUACCUCAGUCGUCAGCAUCGGAGUCUCUUCGAAAUGAUGCAAUGGAAAGUUUUAAGAACGACAAAAACAAGCACAUCCAACUCCUUCUUGAAGGAAUCAGCUCCAGGGAACUUGAUAACCUCAACUCUGAGCAAAGUUCUCUGGAAGUAUGCGAGAUCUCCGAUGACGAUGAAUCCUUGUGUACGCGAAGCUGUGUAGUAGCUAGUGCAAGUCCACCGAAUGAAGACGUUAACGAUGCGGUGUCCAACGAAACGAACUGCGCGAACGAUUCGAAGUCGAUUCGACGGGCGACGCCUCAAGCGUCUACGUGCUCAAAUGAAACACUGGAUUUCGAUUGCGGUUUACACUUGCACGACAGGGAACUGUCACGUCACUGCGAAGUCCCUUCUACAUCUUGUACCAGAGCCUUCACGAUUCUGGAUAGGUCGGAAUACGAGCGCCGUCUUUUGUCGGAAAAUGAGCAAAUAACAGAAGAGGAGAGACAAAUGUCGAUUUAUGAAACUUCUCCGUACGGGGACUCGGAAGUCGAGGAUUCCCACAGAGCUGCGAUGGAAAUCAACGACGCUGUUUCUCAACUAGCCCCCGAUAUUGAGAUGAGUGAGGUGAUAAGUAAACUUAUGAAAGAAGAUGUGGCGGCCGAGUUCUCCGACGCAGGAACACCGUCGAAAAGAUCGAAGCGAUGCUAUGUGGAGCCGUUUGAUGAAGAUUCCAAUACAACCGGCUCAGAAUGUUCUGAUAUCAACAUCGACGUCAACAUCUUGUAUGAAAUCAGUGAGCUUCGACGGGAGGAAGGUGCAUCGAGCCCAAGCAGUUGUAGCAUUGAUAGUGAUGACGCUGUACCUCCUGAUGUAUGUGUGUGGCAUCCGCAAACAUGGACCUACAAUAUUGACUUGAUCACGCAUUUUCGUUCACCUUCACCUUUUGAAGAAGCUGUCGUCACACUUCUUCCGAGAGAAUAUGUGGAAUUGACUGUUAUCGCUCCGAAAUAUGAAGAAAUGUUCGCUGCAGUGGAACUAAUAAGAAGAUUCCCUCACAGUGGUGCUUUUACUCGUAAGAGAGGGGGUCGAUGUGUUAGCGUGUCGUUCAACAUUCCGGCUCCGAGGAACCAAAACGUCUUUUUGGAGUGUGACCUCUGGCGCACUACACAGGCAAACGAGUUCUACCAUUAUGUCGUUCCCGAAAGUUGCAUGGAUUAUGUCUCUCUAAAAUCUGAAAGUUCGAAAGAAGAAUUUUGUUUAUUGGAGAGUCAUAUCAAAAACGCAAAGCAAGAAAAUGAAGAUUGCCUUAUUGAAAUGGAGGAUCGCCGCGUCUCAGCUGACUACUUGUCAACAAAUGCUUCCACGCAUGAGUGUUGUGAUGUACAUUGUGAUAUCUACAAUGCUGCUGGAAUAUCUGACUGCUGUUAUAUUCAGUGCGAAGACAGUCAUUUCCAAAACGUUUCUUUGAAUGCAAAAGAAGCAGAGGAGAACGUAGUCGACGUUUUUCAAGCAAUUGCGAGGACUCAGGACCACACUGAACGUUGCUCGGCAAUGUUCAGUGACACUCGUCGUACUUACGCCUCCUUGAGCUGCUCAGCACCAAGGUGCGAAGACGUGGUCACCUACUGGGUGUUCGAUAUCUUGCUCGGAAACAGUGCUAUUACUACCCUCAACGACAAAAGAAUAUACAAGGUCGCACAUUCUUGCAAACCACGCUCUCUUCGUGCAGAACGGGGACCGUUACGAAUGAAUGUUGAAGCCCCUACGAGAAGAAGAAGACAAGGCGAUAGUAUGAAUGAAGUGCUGUUGCUUCUAGAGACUGGAGCGAUGCCAAGUCAAUUCAUCGAAACUUCUCCACCUCAUUCAUUGCCACUGAACAAGGGAAGAACCAGAUCGCGAUAUCAAAACUUGAGAGGAGCAAUAGGGCCUGGGAACCGUGGCAAAGGUGAAGCAGUCGCCUCUCAGUUGCAAGAGACGCUCCUUAUUACUCCGAGAAAAAGGCCUUGCCUCGAAGUUUCCCCGACAACAAGACCUGAGAGGUCUCCUGCUCUAAGAUCUCCCUCUGAGAGGAGUGACCUUUCUGCUUCACCUGAUCGUCUAGUCAUUUGUGAAGAUGAGGAUGCGAUUGCUGAAGAGGAUCGGAUCAAAGUUACGGAAGAUUUACAAAACACACCGUCUAAUGCUCUCGCAAUUUCAACAAAGAGUUCGACUGCAUCCCUGGAGGAAGAGUCAUUUGAUAACUACACCACUCCCUCUGAAAAACCUUCGCUGAACGUCACCGAUUUUCCUCUGCUUAGAAGAUCAGCAAGAAAAAGAAGUGCUGAUCAUUCCGAGUCACCAGUGGUAGCAAAAAAAUCGAGAGAACCCGUUGAGCAUGCAUUGAUUUCAAAGCAAGGAGGGAAAAGCGAAGAGUCAAUUGAGGUUGGAUCGGAUACCGAUAGGAGUAAGAGUUUGAGAAAAGCGAGGUACUUGUCAAAGCAGACCCACUCAUCUGUACCAGAUCCAAAUGUCCUUUCACCUCUCUCAAAAUCAGUGAGAAAAUCUGAACUUCUAGCUUCUUAUCCCGAAGUUGUAGAACGAAAGAGGAUGCUUCGUUCAGGAGAAAUGCAACAAGUUUUUACCAGAACGAAUACACAAGUUUUUCGUGAUCCUGCUAAACAACUUAACCGAAAAGAAACUGUCGCCAAAUUAGUUCCCGAACCUUCAGUUGGUGUCCAAGACGAGAAAGAACUACGUGCAACACAACAGUUGUUAGCGCACACAACUGUUUGUGCAGAACAGAUAUCACCGGAUAUUCCAACAUUGAAUCCUAAUACAAAAUCGAGAAGGAAGCAGAGAACCCCUGUCAUAGAAUUGUGCAAAGAGUUAUAUGCGGAGAGUGCUGCUGCUUUCGUUGCUAUUCCCCUGAAGGCCACUGUAGGUGUUCAGUUCUCGGUCAUAUCUGAAGAAUCAGUUUCUUUCCAGUGUGUUGCUCCACCUAGAGAAAGUGGACUUGAUAUCCUUGCACAGGUUGCAAUUUUUGAAGUAUCAAACUCUAUACGUCAAACUACCUCCCAAAAUCUGGAAACAGCAAGAGCAAGCGUUGAGUCAAGAUUAGUUACGCUAAGGAGGAAGCGAACUACGAACACGUGUAGUGAUGAAACAACUUCAUUUAAACCGCAAGGGACUUUUUGUGAUGUCUCAGAUUCUUUUGGCGCAGAGGUCCAUGCUGAUGAAGAUAAUUCUGUGGACAAUGUCGCUUCAUUUGUUGAAGAACGUCAAAAUCUCAUGACAGCUUCAAUAACUGCUACAAAGCUGCAAAACGAAAAAUCUAAUCAGCCGAGAUUACAUAGCGUACAAUUACCCAAGGAGACCCCGAAGCGGAUGAAGAUGACUGCUGCCGAAAGAACAGAUGCGAAGAAAUGUUCUUCCACCCCGAAAGAUACCGCAAGUUUUGAAACUGUUCUGGAACCUUUGUCAAGGUCGUACGACACUAGAGCGUUGUCAAAGCGUAGAAGCACUACUGCAAAGCAGAAGAUUCGCAAUAAUGUUGUCGUGUUGGAGGAUAACAAUGAAACCGUCUUUCCUAAAAAGGUGCAAGAUCAAACUGAAAUUCUUCGAAGGUCGUCCAGUCGCAGAAGAACACAAGUGGCUGAAGAGCCUUGCUGCAGUAAUGAUCGUCUGAGAAGUAUGAAGGAAAAAGUGGCUUCUCAAAGAGUACAAGCGAUUCCACAAGCUUCCAGUAAGACAACGAAUCGCAGAAAAACAAUCGCUGCGGCAACACCUCGUAAGAGCAAUGUUGUAGGAAGUAACUCUACUUCAGUGGAAGCACAAAUGAUCUCAAAAAAAGGGAAACCUGAUCGGCUGUCCAUGGUACAGCCCAUGAUGAAAGCUGCGCUCGUGCAGAGCACUGAACAAAGACGCCGAACAACUGCUCUCUGCUCUUCUGCUCAAAAUACGUAUACAGAUGAUGACGACGUUUUGUUUGUUGAAAGUGGUUUCUCUCGCAGACGCCGCAAAUCGGUGACUCCUCCUAUACUAGUUGUUGCGGUUGACGUAACUUCUUCUUUCACCCCUAUUAAACGGGAUAAUAACCGAAGUGCAGAGCCCAUAACGCUACCCACGUGCAAUCGCGGUGAAUCAGUGGCUACAGAGGUUUACUCGUCAGAUAGUGCUGAAGUGUUGAAUGCGCUAGCGCUAGACAUCAUUAUUCGAGAGGCCUCUGCAUUAUCAGCAGUGAAUUUGGCGACAUUUGCCCAUUUUGUUCUAAAUCUCUUCGAUCCAGUAAAGCCUGUCUUCACUCCAUUAGAGGAUGUUGAACCAUCGACACUACCUGCUAACUUCACUACUAUUUUCGAACGGGCUACUCCUUUGCAAUUUCGACACCGUCUCGAUUACAACUCUUUCAAUUCCAUGUUGUUGAAUCGCCUCCCCGAGAACGGUUUACAUGCCCUUACCCUUGAUUUGCCCAAAGUAAGCAUGUUAAAAAUAACCAAAUUCGUGGACACGGUGAAAGAAGCAGUAGAGGAGAUAUGUGCUGAGUUAAGUACACGAAAGACUUUGUCGAAAGCUGAGAUCAAGAGAGAAAUAGAUUUGUCGGGUGAAGUGCAGCAGCUGAUAACUUCAAGAUAUGUAGAAACAAUGAUGAAAAUGGCGGAUGCGUGCAACGAAGCUCGUGAUGUGCCUCCUUCUGUUAUUGCUGAUCGAUUCCAUCUGCUCCUGUGUGGAUGGACAUGCUUCCUUCAACAGGGUGGUGUGUUGCGAGUUCGCUUACAGUUGUGUCCCGGGCGAUCUCAUCCUAGCAUCGUUGAUAUUACGACGGCCUGGUUGGAUCGAAUUGACACGAUUCUAUCACGUGCACAGGCAACGAAGUCGAUGCGAACCUCAGCGUUUGCUGUUUCAUUGGCACAGGAGAAAACAGUUGUGAGCAAAGUUUGGUAUCAGAUGGCAUCCCACACGACCACUUGUUGCGCAGACGCAUCGUAUCUCUUCUGUGAAGAAUGCAAGCUCUACUUUCGCAACGAAGACACGGAUUUCAUCCAUAAUAGGGUGUUUCAUCAGAAGUCCAGGGAAUGUGAUGAGUGCUAUGAUAUGUUCCACACAUUAUUGGGAUUGGAUCUUCAUAUGGUCGGUAGCCACAAACGAAGCUUUGUUGUGGACUUGUAA